AUGAAAGCUGUUUUGAUGCAUAUGGUAUGUUGCCUCUCUCUGACGUUCAGCCCCGAUAUCUUGACGUCUUCAGCCAACUAUCGCCAAAACCUUGGAUGGAAGCUUGUCCGUCACGUGAUCAACACUUUCCUACAAAUUACAUUGGGCAGCACAACGCAGCAACGCAACGAGCCAAGGUCUAUGUAUCUACGUACAUGGAUAGUGCAUGCAGGAUUAGCUGCGCCCUGUCAAGGAUCUGCCUUCUGCCAGCCAAAUAUCGUCGUCGGCGUUUCCAAAAAAUACGAAGAAGUCGCCUUUGAGUCACGAAAACACGAGCACGGCGCUAAACCCAAAAAGGGAACAUGCCAGAACACGAACUUUUUCCGCUUUGAUGACGUCGAAAACGACAAGGCGGACGACGAUCGACGAUCGACGAUCAACGCGCAGGAAGGGCUCUAUAUAGAACUGUCCUCUGUUGCCUGGGCCAGGAUGGCUCUCCUCUUCUCUCGCAACCUCAGAUAUAUUCCGACGCUGGGCCAUUCGGUUGUUUCAGCCCUUUUGGCAACGAACGGCCGUCAUACGCCAGUUAUUCUCUCGAGGAAGCGAGAAGGCGGCUCCCCGGCGUCUAGCACGGCGGCUUGGGUGGUUUCUGGGUCGUCUGCUACUGCCGAAGUAGAAACUCGGUACGUCGACUACGAGUCCAAGGACUCGCUGGUAGCGGCCCUGCAUGAUAUCGACACUGUCAUUAGUGUGCUCCUUAUCCAUGACACAGACACGUUCGUCAAUACCCAGAUCAGACUGCUGCAUGCCGCCGAGGCCGCUGGGUGCCGACGCUUUGCACCGUCCGAGUUCUCUGGCGGACACAAGUUGCACUUCUUAGUCGACUUUGAGAGAGAGGCCAAGCUUCCCGUGUGGGAGGCUGUGCUCCAAUCCAACAUCGACGCCGCCCUCUUUGCGAACGGGAUGUUCAUGAAUUACCUUGGAAUCGGCAGUCCUGAGAAAGACGGUAAUCGGGCAGAGGCGCUGGCGGGCUUUGCUGAGGGGCCGUUAUUGUUUAACUUGGUUGAGGGCUGGGUUGAGGUGCCUGUGGUCGUGUGUGAGGGUGGCAGCGUACCACCACCAGCCGCUAUAACCAUGACCAACAUCCGCGACAUUGGCAGGUUCAUCGCAGCGGCUAUCGACCUGGAGGAGCCCUGGGGAAAACGAGAGCUUGGGAUGGCCGGUUCAACUCUUCAGUUCGACGAGAUUGUGAGCCUGAUCGAAAAGUAUACAGGCCGCACGAUGGAGGUACGCCCGUUCACCAAGAAACAGGUCGAAGAGCGGCUUGCCAGCCCUGCGGAAGGGGUUUCAGGGAUCAUUGAGAAGUUGGAGUGUCAGUUGAAGAAAGUGUGUUGCGAUGGUGGCAUCACUGUCCAGCCAACGCUCAACCGCCUCUGCCCGGAUGUAAAGCCCAUGACUGUCGAGGAGUUUCUCAAGAGGUACUGGGCGGAACCAUCCGGACCCACCGCUGAUGCAUGA
This is a messenger RNA of Trichophyton benhamiae CBS 112371, 1497 nucleotides long. Its product is annotated as isoflavone reductase family protein. Bases 1 to 1497 code for a protein of 498 amino acids. The record is from RefSeq and is a predicted model, not a curated record. NCBI's taxonomy places the organism in Eukaryota, Fungi, Ascomycota, Eurotiomycetes, Onygenales, Arthrodermataceae. The transcript is spliced from 3 exons.